Esox lucius (northern pike) is the source of this 3352-nucleotide messenger RNA. RefSeq names its product zinc finger protein 544-like. Gene Ontology annotation, molecular function: DNA-binding transcription factor activity, RNA polymerase II-specific; RNA polymerase II cis-regulatory region sequence-specific DNA binding. Bases 1286 to 2296 code for a protein of 336 amino acids. The record is from RefSeq and is a predicted model, not a curated record. Lineage: Eukaryota; Metazoa; Chordata; Actinopteri; Esociformes; Esocidae. The transcript is spliced from 4 exons. Gene Ontology annotation, biological process: regulation of transcription by RNA polymerase II.
UACUUUUCAAGUACACAAUAGGAAUUUAUAUUAUUUAUACUAUAUGGCGUACAUUUUUAUCAUGUAUUCUUUAUGUUAUUAAAUAUAUACCCAAUUAUGAUAUCAAUGUGUGUAAUCACGAUUCAAUUUAAGGUUGAACUAUCAUGGUGACGUAUAACGUAGUGGACGUGGACGCUUGUUCAACAACAGUCGUCACCUCUGUAGCUUGCUGGCAAAAAUAGGAAACGCUUUAGACCGUUUUAGUGUAUAUUAGACGCUGUGUUUUGAACACACUUCAUUUGUUUUUAUUGGCUAGCAGAUUUAAUUUAAUGACUUUGUUUCGCUAGGGUACUGAAACAUACAUUGUUGUUUUCAGUUAGCUGGCUAAAGGUAGCAAUAGCCUAGCUAGCUAAAAUCCCAACGAUGAGUUCACUAAACUACUCUUCCCCUACUAAAGAAGAGGUUUGCUGGACGCUGAAAGACGGUGUCUGGCUGAACAUUGUCGUGAAAGAGGAAAAUGAGGAGGAGGAUGUGACAGUUGAAAAAGUGGAGUCUGAGGCUGUUCAAGUGAAAGAAGAAGAGAAUGACGUUCCUGUGAAAGAAGAGAAAGAAUUUUUUAUGGUGAAAGAGGAGGAGAACGAAGUUCCUGCGAAUGAAAUGAAACAUGUGGAAAAUAUGACUGAGAAGAAAGUGAAAGGUGCAGAUUUGAGAAUGAAAACGGGGAAGAUUACUGUCACAUUAGAGGAGGAGGAAGUGGCUGGAGGUCGCAUUAGCACCAGAGAGAGAAGGGAUUAUCCUGGAUCAACUGGGGACCCUCAACAACACCAAGGUCCUGACAAGGACAACAGUAUCCUACCCCUCCCAUACUUCCCUGAGUCCCUGGGUCGUGUCUCUGUCAGUAGGACUUUACUGUUGGGUCUGAAGAGGGUGUCAGUGAGGCUGGUGGACUGCAGGAAACCUCUGGGACUGAACGAUAACACAAGAGGAGGAGGAGAUUUGACACAUCAAGGUUGACAGUACAAUCCAUCAUGACUCAAACAUCAUCCUCCAGCAGGUUGACAGUACAGUCUAUAAUGACUCAAACUAUCAUCCUCCAGCAGUUUGACAGUACAGUCCAUAAUGACUGAAACAUCAUCCUCCAGCAGGUUGACAGUACAGUCCAUCAUGACUCAAACAACAACAUCCUCCGGCAGGUUGACAGUACAGUCCAUCAUGACUCAAACAACAUCAUCCUCCGGCAGGUUGACAGUACAGUCUAUAAUGACUCAAACUAUCAUCCUCCAGCAGUUUGACAGUACAGUCCAUAAUGACUGAAACAUCAUCCUCCAGCAGGUUGACAGUACAAUCCAUCAUGAUUAAAACAUCAUCCUCCAGCAGGUUGACAGUACAGUCCAUCAUGACUCAAACAACAACAUCCUCCGGCAGGUUGACAGUACAGUCCAUCAUGACUCAAACAACAUCAUCCUCCGGCAGGUUGACAGUACAGUCCAUCAUGACUCAAACAACAUCAUCCUCCGGCAGGUUGACAGUACAGUCCAUCAUGACUAAAACAUCAUCCUCCGGCAGGUUGACAGUACAGUCCAUCAUGACUGAAACAUCAUCCUCCGGCAGGUUGACAGUACAGUCCAUCAUGACUAAAACAUCAUCCUCCGGCUGGUUGACAGUACAGUCCAUCAUGACUAAAACAACAUCAUCCUCCGGCAGGUUGACAGUACAGUCCAUCAUGACUCAAACAACAUCAUCCUCCGGCAGGUUGACAGUACAGUCCAUCAUGACUCAAACAACAUCAUCCUCCGGCAGGUUGACAGUACAGUCCAUCAUGACUCAAACAACACCAUCCUCCGGCAGGUUGACAGUACAGUCCAUCAUGACUGAAACAACAUCAUCCUCCGGCAGGUUGACAGUACAGUCCAUCAUGACUCAAACAACAUCAUCCUCCGGCAGGUUGACAGUACAGUCCAUCAUGACUCAAACAACACCAUCCUCCGGCAGGUUGACAGUACGAUCCAUCAUGACUCAAACAACAUCAUCCUCCGGCAGGUUGACAGUACAGUCCAUCAUGACUCAAACAACAUCAUCCUCCGGCAGGUUGACAGUACAGUCCAUCAUGAAUAAAACAUCAUCCUCCAGCAGGUUGACAGUACAGUCCAUCAUGACUCAAACAACAUCAUCCUCCGGCAGGUUGACAGUACAGUCCAUCAUGAAUAAAACAUCAUCCUCCAGCAGGUUGACAGUACAGUCCAUCAUGACUGAAACAUCAUCCCAUUACAGGAUGAGUGAACAAUGUUUCCCUGUGUUGUGGCCAGCGUUGGGGUAAUGCGUUACAGUAUAAGACCACUAAAUGUGUAACAUAACGCAUUAGUUAUUUAAUUUACGUAAUCCCUUACUAGUUAUAAUUUCUAGUGAAUAACACAUUACUCAAGUUCCUUUUCUCUAGUAGCAAGUGGCAACAAAGGACGCAAAGAUGGCAGCACCAGCUCUUCCAGAUACAGGUUCUUCAUGAAACACAAACCACAGCCACUUGCCUAGCUCCCAUUCAUUUAAAACGAUAUGUAACGUCGACUAGCGAUUUGUGGAGCGGAAGGCUGAGCUUCGUGAUUCAGGCCUUCGUGAUUCAGGCCUUCGUGAUUCAGGCCUUCGUGAUUCAGGCCUUCGUGAUUCAGGCCUUCGUGAUUCAGGUAAUAUCUUGGUGGGAUCUCUUGCCUGCUGGACAACCAAAGUUCAAUCAGACAUCAUCCUCUGUUGGACAACCAAAGUUGAUCCCAAAUCAACCUCCAUUAUUUCCAGGCAAACGAAUGUUCAAUUUUGAAUGAACAGGUAGCUGCCCCUUCAGAGCUAUAUUAGCAAUAUACAGAAAGUACAUAGGGCAGCGGGGCUUGUUUGGGAUUCACCAGAGUAAGCUUUUAUUCCGUUAAUAAACAUUAUGUAGCUCACAUUGUUUUAGUAUAUGGGAGGUGUUAAUAGUGGUUUAAUAGUGGGCGUUUAUAUAAGCGGAGAAACAUUUUCUUUUGUCAACUACAGUUCAUAAUAAAUUAAUAUCUAAAUACAUGUUCUGUUUCUAAAUGAGAUUUUUCUGUAUAAUUUCAGAACAGAUUUAGUAAUUAUUCACCUCUGAAUAAAGUCAUGAAACUAAUGGAUUAUGCACAUUAUUGCAAAGUUUUCUUUUUGAUUUAAAUUGCAAUUUUCUUUUUGAGGAGGUAUGUUUAUCAAUGUAUAAGUCAACAGAUGUUAUUUUUGUUCUUCAUUGUUCACUGCAGUGGAUCUAUCUAGUAUUGAAGUCUGUACAUAUAGGCUGUUAAAUUAGCCUGGCCUGAAAAUGUGGAGGCACGUUGAUUAAAGAACUAAACGCAAGUACAGUGGGGAGAACAACGAU